This is a messenger RNA of Ectocarpus sp. CCAP 1310/34, 2169 nucleotides long. Lineage: Eukaryota; Phaeophyceae; Ectocarpales; Ectocarpaceae. The record is from the annotation of a GenBank genome assembly.
AUGCCGGCCAGGAGGAACAGCAACCCAUACUCUUCGACGGGAAAACCCGUCUACGAGGCUCUGUCUGAUGUGCAGGAGGACCUUAGGCUGAUCCUGUACGACGUCCGAGGGAACACUCACGGCAUCGCCGUGGAUAAUCCUCGACUACAGGAAGCUCUUCGUAAGGCGUCGAAGCUGCAUGAUCCCAUCCUCAGCAAUCCGCUGCCGUCACCGUCGCAGGAUUUUUUGCUCCCAGGAACUAACGGAUUCCAUGUCAAUGCGAAUUCCUUUCCGAUACGUUUGGCGCAAACGAAAAAGGAACUACUAGACAAGGAACUUAGCAAAGGCUACUUCACGGCAGCUCUUCUUCGCGGGGUACAGCCCGUAGGUGGGUUAGGCGCCGGGACGCCCUUCAUCACCGCGGGUGACGGCAACUGCCUGUUAAACACCGUGGCCCAGCUAUUCGCGAAAAAAACCCGCGGGAUGAGGAACGAGAUUAAAUCCUUGGCGGUGAAGCUACGACUGAGCGUGACCCUCGAGCAGAUGCGGCACAUGGAGGCAUACCUCUCUUGUCAAGAGGAUUUCUUCAUGUGUUGGUCCAACUACGGGGAUGAAGUGCGAGAAGGACUGCCUAAGCUGGGGUGGACCAUCGAAGCAGACGCGCACAACAAGCAUCGAGUGGGGUCUCGUAAUUGUGCCCGGCUGAUGUUCGUUACGCAGCUCAAGCACUUGCCGGGAUAUUGUAACUGGCUGCAGCAGUUCGCCUUCCCGUUGCUGGCGACUGUCAUCCAGGCGCCCUUCCGAGGAUUCGUUCCGUCGACCACGACAAGCACAAGCCUGGCGAAACGGGUGGAAGCCAACAAAGUGAGGGUGGUGGAGAUGGCACUGGACAUGGACAAGACACCAUGGACCACGAGAAGGGCAGGAACGGUGGAACAUGCGGCCCAGAGGAGCCGCGUGGAGGAACCGGCAAGGGUGUCGACGACGUGUCCGAGGGGGGCAAACGGCAGGCGACCAAGGACGGGCUUUCAACGGGUGCGCCGGCAGGGGACUGCGGCGGGGCAACGGAUAUGGAAAUCCGUCAACUAUGAAGGAAAUCUCAUGGGUUUCAGCGACUCGCACUCGCUCGAGAGGGGAGGAACGGGAUUCUUCGAGAUUGGCGUGGGUACUCGCCUUCACACAGGAGCAUGGGCACCUAGCCCGGCAUGGGGGACAGUCAUGAGGGUCAAUGCAGACGAAGAAGAAAAUAUCGUAUCGUAUGACGUCCUCAUGGACACGGAGUGUAGGGUGUCAACAGUGUCCGCUCGCAAUGUGGAGAUUGACGUGAAGCAUGCGAGGGAGGUAGACAAGAGCAGUGCGGGUGCUCCCAGGAAGUCGGGAGGGCGGGGAAGGGUCAACAAGAAAGGCAGGUCGGGAAUGGAUGAGGGGUCGGAGCCCGGGGAGGGCAGUAUGGGCAGGAAGUUAGAUGGGCAGAAAAGGUCGGGCGUGAAAAGGAAACAGCGAAGGGGAGCAGCAGGAAGGGCGGGCGCUUUACCGACGAUGAGGAUCCGGACGGGAAAUCGAGCGGAGGUCAACGAGGCAACGACAAAAAGGGAGGGCAGGAAGUCAGAUGGGCAGAAAGGUCGGGGGGUGAAAAGGAAACAGCGAAGGGGAGCAGCAGGAAGGGCGGGCGCUUUACCGACGAUGAGGAUCCGGACGGGAAAUCGAGCGGAGGUCAACGAGGCAACGACAAAAAGAGGAAGAAGGUGGGCGACCCUGAUGAAGACGAGGAUUCCGACGAUCUUGCCUCCGGGUUAUGAAGACGACCGCGAUGACGAAGCCGACACCAAUGAUGAAGACGACCAACAAGGCGGGAUCAAGAAGGUGAUCAAGAAGGAGCAGGAAUGUGCCAGCAGUAAGAGCAAGGGCAAAGGGGCGGAUAGUGAAACGGACGAAGACACGGACGAGGAAACUGGGCUGUGGGGGGACGUAGAUAGCGCAGGAAUUGCGCACCUUGGCCGCGCAUUCGACGUGAAGGAGUCAGCCUACGACACGUGGGAGGCCGCAUUCGCCACGGUCAUCGGGGAGCUCGAAGAAGAAGGGCAUCUAACCCUUCAAAAGAAGAGGGGCAAGUUGAUCAAGUGCCCUUUCAAGAUCCACAUGACGUGGCGGGUUGGGGCGACGAAUCCCACCAUAACGUCGGUGAGGNAG